AAAAAACAAGAGAGAGAAGAAGAAAAGGACUCCGACUCUCUGCGCUCAGUGUGCUGAACCAUGUCCCGGGACAACGGAGUCUACGAGGGGACUCCAUCGCAUGGACAGUAAAGAGACGUUCCACCGGAGACCAGAGGACGCAUAGCAGCUUCAGGAGACAAAGAGACACACAGACAUGAGUCCUGAGACCUGCAGCUCGCUGAAGACUCGACCCACAACACACAACAACUGAAGGACACACACACACAGAGGGUUGACAUUCCUUCCUUAACGUGUCCUCGGGAGGGGGGGGAAGCGGAGCACCAGCAGCUCUCCAUCGAGCCAUUGGUCCACCCAUCUAGCCAUGCCGGGGCAGACGUGGAGCCUGUGCACCCUGCUGUGGCUCUCGCUGUGGGGGGUCAGUUACUGCAGAAGCUCCAGGGAAGCCCAGACGACCAAAGGGCCUCCUCUCAUCAGGAAUAAGAGAGCCCCCAUCGACCCGGAUGCAAAGAAGUGCUCCUACACCUUCCUCGUACCAGAGCACAAAAUCACAGGUCCAAUCUGUGCCAGCAGCACAGGCCCAGAGCCCGACAAGGACAGAGUGACCCGUAUCGACAUUGCAGAUGUGCGGGAGGUGAUCAGCAAACAGCGGCGUGAGAUUGAGACGCUGCAGCUGGUGGUGGAUGUGGACGGUAACUUGGUGAAUGAGAUGAAGCUGCUGCGCAAAGAGAGCAGGAACAUGAACUCCAGGGUGACCCAGCUCUACAUGCAGCUGCUACAUGAGAUCAUCAGAAAGAGGGACAACUCUCUGGAGCUGGCCCAGCUGGAGAACCGCGUCCUCAACGUGACCUCGGAGAUGAUGCGACUGGCCUCCAGGUACAAGGAGCUGGAGGCCCGGUUCUCCACGAUGGCCGGGGUGGUUAACAACCAGUCCGUCCUCAUCUCAGCGCUGGAGGAUCAGUGUCUGCGGAGGCUGGGGCACGGCGAGCUGCCAGUGGCUCCUCCGCUGGUUCAGGUGGUACCACAGAAGCUUCCGGUUAACCACCGCUUCACCAACGAGAUCCAGAGGGACCACAACAACCGGGCCUUUCCGAGAGGGCCGCGCAUGGAUUCUCCAACUGCAAGCCCCUUUGGGACCGACCCUCCCGCUCCGCAGGGAACCCUCACCCCUGAUGGUCCCUACAGAGACUGCUUCCAGGUGCGACAGGCCGGCCACACCACCAGCGGGAUGUACCUGCUGAGGACCACCGGCAGCGACCGCUUGAUCCAGGCCUGGUGCGAGCACGGCCUGGACAACGGGGGCUGGACUGUGCUGCAGAGGAGGAGGGACGGGUCAGUCAACUUCUUUCGGAACUGGGAGAACUACAAGAGGGGCUUUGGGAACAUUGACGGAGAGCACUGGCUGGGCCUGGAGAACAUCUACAACCUGGGGAGACAGGGGGACUACAAGCUGAUGGUGGAGCUGGAGGACUGGACCGGGAAGAAGGUCUACGCCGAGUACAGCAGCUUCCACCUGGAGGCCGAGAGCGAGGGCUACCGGCUCAGGCUUGGCAGUUACCAGGGCAACGCCGGGGACUCCUUCAGCAGCCACAACGGCAAGCAGUUCACCACGCUGGACCGGGACAAGGACGCCUUCUCUGGUAACUGCGCCCACUUCCAUAAAGGUGGCUGGUGGUAUAACGCCUGUGGCCAGACCAACCUGAACGGCGUGUGGUACAGCGGGGGGGUGUACCGCAGCAAGUUCCAGGACGGAAUCUUCUGGGCCGAGUACGGAGGAGGAUUCUACUCCCUCAAGACCACCCGCCUCAUGAUCCGACCCAUCGACUGAGGCCUCCGCUAUCGACCCACAAAGACUUCCACAGGGCCUUGAGAGUGAGAGUGGAACCAGCUCCUGUGUCCCUCCCCCUGUCGUAUUUUACUCACUCUAAGAUGUAAUAAAAGGGGAAAUGAUUGUUAACCAAACACAGGAGAUUCCCUGAGAGCAGCGACCAGUGACUUCGGCCCAUAACGAGUACUAGACGAAUGUUUAAACAGAGCAGGAAAUCUGUAGGACAGGACUCUGCAAAGCCAGGGUGGGGUGGGGGUUCUGGUCCAGCAUGGAUUUGGUCUGUAAAUAUCUUGGCUUGGUUUGUAAAAGGUCAUUUAAUGUUUGCGUUGUUUCACUCUGCCUUACUAUGUUAUUUAUCAGUGUAUUUAUAGUAAUAUAGUCAUUUUAUAUCCAUUCCGGUACCAGAACUAUUCUUAAUACGGUUAUAUGUUUAGUUUUCCUUUGUGUACAGAUACAGUGAUGACACAAACAGAAAAACACACACACACACACAUUUUUCUAAUUAAAUUCUUCUGUUACAAUUGAA
Gasterosteus aculeatus aculeatus (three-spined stickleback) is the source of this 2333-nucleotide messenger RNA. It is a transcript of the gene angptl1a, whose product is annotated as angiopoietin-like 1a. Gene Ontology annotation, biological process: blood coagulation; platelet aggregation; fibrinolysis. Gene Ontology annotation, cellular component: fibrinogen complex. The record is from RefSeq and is a predicted model, not a curated record. Gene Ontology annotation, molecular function: protein-macromolecule adaptor activity; extracellular matrix structural constituent. NCBI's taxonomy places the organism in Eukaryota, Metazoa, Chordata, Actinopteri, Perciformes, Gasterosteidae.